CCCACACACACACACGCGCGCGCGCGCGCACACACACAUACACAUUCACGCGCUCCUGUAGACUUUACUGAAGCUAGGGGGGCGCUUUAACGAUUCCUGUUUGACUGUCAGUUCAAGUGCGUCGUCCAAAGAAGCCGCGAUUGUUCACGGAAAUAAACGAGGUUGUCGUUAACGUGAGAUCAUUUGAAGGCCCCCGUCCACGACCGAGCGCCGGAACCGAGCGGGACUUGUCAAGCGGAACGAUGGAGGCUUCGGACGACAGCGCAACGGCGGCGGCGGAGGCGGCAGCGGCGGCAGCAGCAGCAGCGGCGGUGGUAGCGGCGGCAGGAGCCGCGGACUCGAACGGCAGCGCCGCCGAUGCUGGAGGAACAGCCGCGCCCGGUGCAGCCACUGGAGCCGCGGGACCCAAACCCGGCCUGGAGUCGGUGAAAGGACAAAAUUUCGACGUGGGCCCGCGCUACACCGACCUCCAGUAUAUCGGGGAGGGGGCCUACGGGAUGGUCUGCUCUGCUUUUGACAACGUGAACAAGUGCCGAGUGGCCAUUAAGAAGAUCAGCCCGUUCGAGCACCAGACGUACUGCCAGCGCACGCUGAGAGAGAUCAAGAUCCUGCUGCGCUUCCGCCACGAGAACAUCAUCGGCAUCAACGACAUCCUGCGAGCGCGCCGCAUUGACUACAUGCGUGAUGUCUACAUCGUGCAGGACCUGAUGGAGACAGACCUGUACAAGUUGCUGAAGACCCAGCAGCUCAGCAACGAUCACAUCUGCUACUUUCUGUACCAGAUCCUGCGUGGGCUGAAGUACAUUCACUCUGCCAACGUUCUCCACAGAGACCUGAAGCCCUCCAACCUGCUUAUCAACACCACCUGUGACCUCAAGAUCUGUGACUUUGGGUUGGCACGGAUAGCUGACCCAGAGCAUGACCACACUGGGUUCCUCACAGAGUACGUGGCCACUCGCUGGUACCGUGCUCCAGAAAUCAUGCUCAAUUCCAAGGGCUACACAAAGUCCAUUGAUAUCUGGUCAGUGGGUUGCAUCCUGGCCGAGAUGUUGUCUAAUCGGCCCAUUUUCCCUGGAAAGCACUAUCUGGACCAACUCAAUCAUAUACUCGGUAUCCUGGGUUCUCCUUCUCAGGAAGAUCUAAACUGUAUAAUCAACAUGAAAGCCAGGAACUACUUGCAGUCUCUCCCACAGAAGGUCAAAAUUCCAUGGAGCAAGCUCUUCCCCAAGGCGGAUAGCAAAGCUCUGGAUUUGUUGGACCGUAUGUUGACCUUCAACCCCAUCAAGCGUAUAACGGUGGAAGAAGCACUGGCACACCCUUACCUGGAGCAGUACUAUGACCCCACCGAUGAGCCGGUGGCUGAAGAGCCCUUCACCUUCAACAUGGAGCUAGAUGAUCUUCCCAAAGAGAGGCUGAAGGAACUCAUUUUUGAGGAGACGGCACGAUUCCAGGCCAACUACCAAGGCUCCUGAGGGAAGCAAGCACCCAAGGAGAUGAAUCAAGCCACGCUAAGGCUAAGAACAAGAUAACUCCAAACAAGCUACAAAAGUUGUACACACACAUGGUAUCCAAAAAAAAAAGUAAAAAAAAAAAAAAAAGAAAAAAUGUACAUGGAAAACUUGAGCAUUUCUUUUCUUUAUCUCUCUCGCACCUGGAGGCUCUGUUCGGGUUUCUAACCUGCUAUGUUAACGCCAUUGAACGGGGGGGCAGCUGUAUCCACCGUGUCACUCCACGCUGCACACAGCUCCUACACUUUCACCCCUCCUGCUUCUCUUCUCACAUUUCUGCUCUUCCUUGCACUCUCUCCCUCUCUCUCAUCUCGCCACAUUUGGCCUGUUACCGGUCUGUUUGUUUAUGCCAUUAAACGGAGAAAGCGUAGCGAGGGAGAGAAAAAGCGAGCAUAUCGUUACUGUGGGCUCCGUCUGGGUGUAUACGUGUAUGUAUAUGUAAUUCUGGACGUUUUUUGCAUUCUCUCUGAGUAUUGUAUGUCCGAGAUCUGUUUGUACACUGUAAUUUGAACGUUAUGAUCCUUUGCAAAAUGUGUUUUGUAUGUGGAGAGUUUAUAUUUGAGUAUUUGUUAGAAUUUUUUUCUUUUUAAAGCAAAACGCACGUGAGAAGCCUGGUUAGUUUUCCUUGUGAGCUUUGCUGCUCUACAUUGUGAAAGCCAAUGCUGUUGAUUUACAAAAAAGGAAAAUAUACAGGAUGAAGAUGUAUAGAAAUGAAUCUUGCUUUACUUUACUGUACCACAUCCGAUUCCAUUGGUGGUGUGUUUUUUGUUUUGUUUUUUUCGGGAAACGCUCUCACCAGUGCUCUUGGAAAAUGAAGCCAUCAGUAUCAUCCAAACUUAAAUCUCAUCCCUACAUCCCUUUUUUUUUCUCCACUCUUUUGGUGCAUCUGUUUGCUCUUAAUAGGUUCAUUCUUGCUGCUACGAUCAUGCUUUCCACAUCGAAUGUUCAUUUCCUCGAUGUUCCUUAGUGAGUCGAUUUUCUGCAAGUUGUGGUGUUGCACUUACUCUCUUACAGCAGUGAUGGUCAAUGACGUCCUUUUUUUUUUUUUUUUCUUCCCCUACCUCCAACUAAGCAUAUUUUAUCUCAGAUUUUUACCGCUGAUCCCCUGCCAUCGCUUUUCCUCCAGCACCUGCAGCAUUCCUUCACAUUCGUUCUCCUCACACUCUGCCAGUUGAGGAGGCAUAGCCAAGCCGAACGCUUUCAGAGCCAUAGCACACACUCCUUCCCCCCUGGUGAUGUCACAAUUUCUUCGAAAAGGGCUUUUUUCCACGGGGCUUGCUGACCUCAACGCCUCUCUUGCCUGUGAUUGGCUGACCUUGUGAUAAUGUAGUCUGUGACUGGCUGACUUUGCAUGCACCAAAUCACAGGUAGCGUUUCCUAUUUUCCUGCUCGUUUGAAGAAGUGUUAUUGCCUCGUUCGUUUCCUGCAACUGACUUAAACGCCUGUAACAAACGCAGAUUAUAUGCUUUUUGUCCGGUCGCCGACGAGGAAAACUUGCUCUAGAGAGGGGGAACCGAGAAAGUUUUUAAACAGCGGGGUUCGUCUUUACAUAGAAGCCGAGCUCGAUUCCUACACCGAUGUUAAUGUUGUUGAUAUUUUUCUGUGUAUGGAAAGCGAAAGCGCACCCUGCAGCACGUUUCAUACAUCGGCUGAAUGACGUUCUUCAAUCUGUGCACCUGCACUUUGUGUCACACGACCAAAUGCUUUGUUUUAUUUCUUCUUGUUGUUUUUUUUUUUUUAUAUAUAUAUAUAUAUAUAUAUAUAUAUAUAUAUAUAUA
Messenger RNA from Hemibagrus wyckioides, 3286 nucleotides. RefSeq names its product mitogen-activated protein kinase 3 (gene mapk3). NCBI's taxonomy places the organism in Eukaryota, Metazoa, Chordata, Actinopteri, Siluriformes, Bagridae. Gene Ontology annotation, molecular function: ATP binding; MAP kinase activity. Gene Ontology annotation, cellular component: cytoplasm; nucleus. The record is from RefSeq and is a predicted model, not a curated record. Gene Ontology annotation, biological process: protein phosphorylation; intracellular signal transduction. The transcript is spliced from 9 exons. The coding region runs from base 243 to 1472 and encodes 409 amino acids.